Messenger RNA from Anopheles nili, 2005 nucleotides. RefSeq names its product protein Star (gene S). The record is from RefSeq and is a predicted model, not a curated record. The coding region runs from base 1 to 1890 and encodes 629 amino acids. NCBI's taxonomy places the organism in Eukaryota, Metazoa, Arthropoda, Insecta, Diptera, Culicidae. The transcript has 5 exons.
AUGACGAUCUUCAGCUCUUAUGGAAUGAGGACGAAAGUCCAGGAAAAGAAAGCAAAAAUGACAACCGAUGAGCAGCAGCAGCAGCAGCAGCAGAGCCAAAUUCCAAACAUCGCCGGCACGAUCCUGAUCGGUGGUAUCGGUGGCAUCACCGGGCUCGAUGGUGGCCAGCAGAAGCAAUCGCAUCCGCAACACGGCCAACAACACAAUCAACACCAGCAGCAGCUGCAGCAGCAGCACCAGCGGCAACACCAUCCGCUCAGCUACACCCAUAUACUACCUCAUUUGCAUCAGUUCAGCACGAUGAGCGGCUCGAACCCGGCCAGCCUGUCGAGUGGAACGGGUGGUGGUGGCGUCUCGAAGCUGCCCUCGAAAAGCUCACCCCUCGGGCCAUCCCCCUUCCGGCAGCUGCUUCCGGUGACGCUCUGCAUCAUAUCGUUCGCGACCGUGCUUAGCAUACUGAUUAUCUACAUGGACACGACGGAGAUUCGCCACCAACAGUUCCGGUUGAACAUGUCGCGCGAUUACGACCUCAUGGGAGUCCCACAGGACAAUCCGGCCCUCGUCAAAUACGUGCGAGACAUCCACAUGAAGAAGUACCCCAUGACGUUCAUGCGGAACGCGAACGCACCCGUCGAACAGCUGAACUUCACCAACCGGCACGAGCUGACACCGGAGAUGGCGCAUCUGAUAUCGGACCUGCUCGGCCGGAAGCGCUUCGGGACGUUCUUUCAAUCGCUGACAGGCAACAGUGACUCGAUGAUGACGGCCCCGUGGCUGGCGGAAACGAUGAACUGGGGCGGUUACCUGGUGGAACCGGACCCGCGCAAAUACUUUUCGCUGCGCAAACAGAACGCCUUCCGCUCGAACGUGCAGGUCAUCCAUGCGUGUCUAUCGCCCAACACCUAUCCGAAGGAGGUAACGCUGCAUCAUGACGACGACAGUGAGGUUCAGAUCAACAGCGUGCUGGAUGAGGAGACGGAAUGGUUCCACCCGCGGGUUAAGUGCUUCCCGGUAUACACGCUCAUGCUGGCGGUCAAUCGAACAUCGAUCGAUUUGCUCAGUCUUGGCUGUCACGGACAGGAAUUGCAGAUCCUCCAAACCAUCCCAUUCGACCGUGUCCACAUCAAAGUCAUCUCGAUCCAUCUCGUACACUACUUCGAGGAAGAUGAGAUGAUGAUCGAUGUGGAUGAGUACGUCCAAAGCAUCGGGCGAUUCCUCAUGAGCAAGUCGUACAAACUCGUCCGCAGCAUGGAUCGCAACUUCAUUUACCAGCACCUGUCCGUCCUGUCGGCAGCUAAACAACGUCAGCGAUUGCAGCAACAGCAGCAGCCGCUCUCUUCCGUAGUUGACCACAUUGUGCAACCGCUGCCGCAGCCCAUCCCGGCCCGUAGCAAUUCCAUCAGUUCCGGUGAGAAGGUUGAUGCCACGAUGGCCAUCCGUAAGGGACAGGAAAUGAGCAUUGGUGGUAAUGGAAAGAUGCUGAUUUCAUCUGCAUUGCCGUUGUCUCCGUCAACCAGCACGGUAUCAACGACGACAGUGCAGACAUCGACCACGACUACGACGCAAUCAACGGCGGCGACUAGCACAGUCGGUAAAGAUCCUGUUUUGAACUCAGAACGGUUCAACAAGUUGAUGCUGCUUCGGGGCGAGGAUACUGAACCCUUCGAUGGGGGUGAUUCCGACUUGGGAAAUAGGUCUGAAUUCAGCAUGCCCGAUUCGAUGUCCGACAGCGAGGAUGAGGAGGACGAUCAACGGCGUUCGAAGGAGGACCAACAGCAAGAACAGAACGACGACCAAGAGCAGACGGUAAUGGCGCUGCCAUUUGAAGAUGAAGAUGGAUCGGCGGUACGUACGGCUGGCUCGCCGCCACCAAUGGUUACCUCUUUGUAGUAAGGCAGGCGAAGCAUCUCAAGAGCCAGUACGCUUGGAUCGCAUUUUAUGAACCUAAAGCUACCAGUCCAUCAUUCCACGUCUUAUACUUACUUUUUAGCAAUACUGAAUAGUU